AUGCUCAACCACCUCACUCUCACCCGGAAAACACCACUCACGGCCAGUUCUCUUGGUUUUUCUGGUAUUCACACUUCGUAUGUCAAUCGAGGGAUUCUAUCUGAAACUGGUUCGAGCAGGGUUCUUGCGUUCGGGUACCUGGCUCUUCUCUCAGGUUAUCCUGUUUUGACCAAAGCUGUAACGUCAGCAAUUUUGACCCUCAUUGGUGAUUUGAUCUGUCAGCUUACAAUCAAUAGAACCUCAUCUCUGGACAAGAAGAGGACACUCACGUUCACCAUCUUGGGCUUAGGGCUAGUCGGUCCAGCACUGCACUUCUGGAGAAUCAAAUUACUUAUGCUUAUUCUCUACUUGCUUUCCGAAAUCCGCAACUCCAUUAGGUACUUGUAUUUGAGCAAAGUGGUGACAGCUACUGGAUUAUCAGGCGCAGUUUUGCGACUUUUACUGGACCAGUUUAUUUUUGCUCCUAUUUUUGUUGGAGUUUUCUUAUCAGCUGUAGUGACACUUGAAGGAAAACCAUCAAAUGUCAUACCAAAGCUAAAGCAGGAGUGGACGGGUGCAGUGCUAGCAAAUUGGCAGCUAUGGAUCCCAUUUCAGUUUCUUAACUUCAGAUUUGUUCCACAAAACUUCCAGGUACUCGCUUCGAACGUAGUGGCUUUGGCUUGGAAUGUGAUUUUAUCAUUCAAAGCUCACAAAGAAGUUGUUUCGAAAUAG
Molecule: messenger RNA, 711 nt
Organism: Thlaspi arvense
Lineage: Eukaryota; Viridiplantae; Streptophyta; Magnoliopsida; Brassicales; Brassicaceae
Source: the annotation of a GenBank genome assembly